Molecule: messenger RNA, 5527 nt
Organism: Lates calcarifer (barramundi perch)
Lineage: Eukaryota; Metazoa; Chordata; Actinopteri; Centropomidae
Product: zinc finger protein 37
Exons: 2
Coding region: 139-2769 (876 amino acids)
Biological process (GO): regulation of transcription by RNA polymerase II
Molecular function (GO): DNA-binding transcription factor activity, RNA polymerase II-specific; RNA polymerase II cis-regulatory region sequence-specific DNA binding
Source: RefSeq, a predicted model, not a curated record
CCGGACCAGUAGGUGGCAGUGUGAGCUAAAGAGCUCGUUUAUUUCGGCAACAUAUCAUGCGGAAGUAAACAGAAAACAGAACGCAAAGAGUUUCGAUGAAGUUUUAGGAAAAGAGAAUAUCUCAGUUUUAAUGUGACAAUGGCCUCAGUCCAAAGUAUGCGACAGUUUGUCUGUGAUCGAUUAACUGCGGCUGCUCAGGAAAUACUGGGAGCCUUUGAAAACAAAAUAGCAGAUUACGAGACAGAAAUCGCUCGUCAACGCAGACUCUUGGAAGUAAUUUUAACGCCCGAGUUAAAGUUACACCGGACAGCACUUCCACAGACAACUGUCCAUAAAGAGGAAGAAGUUUUCCUGAACCAUCAGCAGCACUGUAAUCAGCAGACAAGCUCCAGUCAGAUUCAACCAGAUCGUUCUCGGGUUAAAGAGGAGCACGUGGAAAUGUGCAUUAGUCAGGAGCGACAGCAGCUUGCACAGCAACAGGAGACUGAUGCCUCUAAGUUGGCUCCCGCUUGCGAGGGACGUGUCCACACUGAUCAGUCUCAGGUUUCGGACACCGAUCAACCCCAGACUGCAGCAAAUAAUGAUCCUCGAUCCAGCAUCUCAAACAAAGAGACAUUAUUUGAAUCUGACAGGGAGAGUUCUUCAGUAUCUGCACCGCACAGUGACCAGCACCUCCUCUCUCACAACUCUCGUGUAGCUGAAAGCCAAGAUGCCAUAUCUUCUACUCAUGGUAGUGCAACACCAAAUAGAAAUACUGAGUCAGUACAAAAUGAGAAAAACAGUGGGGAGAACACAGCAUCAGCUACAAAUACUAAGCAAACAUCAGAUAAGAAGAGCAAUGAAGGGGACACAAGUACUGAACCAGCGCAAAAUAAGGAAUGUAACAAUAAGACCACCACAUCAAAUAAAGGCACCCAGCUAACGCUAAAUGAGAAAAGUAACGAUGAGAACCUGACAUCAAAAGGAAAUGGCAAACCAACACCAAAUGAAAAAAGCCAAGAAGACAGACAAACCAAGAAAGACAACGAUAACAACACAACAACAACCAAAAGUAUUGAGCUAAUACCAAAUGAGAAACCCAGUGAUGGGAACACUACAUCAAACAAAAGUACAGACAUAACACCAGAUGAGAAAAGCAUCAAUGAGAACACGGCAUCAACUGAAAGUAUGGACCCAACACCAAAACAGAAACCUAAUGAUGAAAACACGACCGGAACCAGAAAUACUGCAUCAACACAAAAUACAGAUCCAAAAGAAAAACAAAGCAAGACACAAAAGAAACCCAAUGGUGCCACAUCAACUUCAAGUGCUAAACCAUUGCUAAGUAAGAAACAGAAUGAUGAGACAGUAUCAAACACAAGUACUCCGCUAACACCAAAUAUGAAAAGUAAUGGUGAGGAAACAACAACAGCUAAAAGUACUGAACCAACACCAAAUACGAAAAGCCUAGAUGGGAGACCAAAUGAGAAAGGCAAUGAUAACAAAACAUCAACCAGAAGUACGGAAAUAACACCAACCGAAAAAAGCGACAAUGAGAACACACCAAAAGAAAAAGAAGACACAGAACACAAGACACCAAAGGAACCCAGUGAUGGGAAAGCCACAUCAACUUCAGGUACUCAAACACCACUAAGUAAGAAAUGCAAUGAUAAGACAACAUCAAACAGAAGUACAAAGAAAACACCAAGUAAGAAUCUUAGCAGAGAGAACACAACAUCAAGUAAGAGUAAUGAGCAAACCCCUAAUAAGAAACCCAAAGAUGAGAAAACAUCAACCACACACACAGAACCAACACCAGAUAAGAGAUGCAAAAAUAGGAAAAUGUCAAUGUCGACAACAAGUAAGGAGCCAGCACCACGUAAAAAACAAAAGGAUGGUAGCACAACAUCAAAUGGAAGUACUGAUACAACUCCAAAUAAGAGGUGUAAGGAUGACAAUACAACAUCAACAAGAAGUGCAGAGCCGACACAAAAAAAGAAACGUAACAAUGAGAAAUCAACAUCAAAUGGAGGUUCUAACUCAAAACAAAACAGGAAAGAUGGGAACUCAUCAACUGGGAGUAUUGAGGAUGAAGAAAACCCUUACAAGUGUGACCGGUGCGGUAAAGUGAUGUCCAAUUUCAAAAACUACAAAUUUCAUAUGAAAUCUCACACUGUUGAAAAGACUUUCAAAUGCGACACUUGUGGGAUAAUGUUCAGGGAGAGUUGGGAUUUGAACAAACACUUAGUAAUUCACUCAGUUGAGAAACCUUUCAAGUGUGACGUUUGCGGACAUGGAUUCAAUCGUCGUUACAAUCUUGACCUGCAUGUUAGGGUUCACACCGGGGAAAAGCCGUUCAAGUGCAACACCUGUGACAAAAGCUUCACCUCGUGUGUGAAUAUGAAGAGGCACAUGAGAAUUCACACAGGUGAGAAGCCUUACACAUGCAGCGACUGUGGGAAGGAAUUCGCAGAUUCUUCAUCUUUCAAAAAUCAUCAACGAGUUCAUACGGGUGAAAGGCCCUUCAAGUGUCCUCACUGCAAGAAAAAAUUUGCUACCAGGACGACCAUGAAAAGGCACACCAUAACACACACGGGUGAAAGGCCGCAUAAGUGCAGUGUGUGUGACAAGAGGUUUGGUCACAAAUCAGACCUGAAAUUACACAUGAGGAUACACACCGGGGAGAAGCCUUACAAAUGUAGUACUUGCGAACUACAGUUCUCCACCUGGUUAAAACUCCACAGGCACAAGAGAUUCCACACAAGAGAUGAACAAAGCUCCUCUGCUUAAAAACAAGUGCUUUUGACAUAAACUUGUGAUAAAAGUAAAUGAAUUGUGCUAAAGUACAUCUGCUGCAGAAAUUUUAAGCUUUUAAUUUAGCUUUUAAAAAGAGUAUUCCACUGGUUUAGCGUUGAACUCCUACACUUUAAUGUUGUCUGACAGUUUGGUAGAGGGAUUGUUUCAUUAGUGGAAGGUAAUGUCGCCUCUAGCUGCUAACCUUAAGCAGACACCCUCAGAUUUUUUUUUCAUUCUGAACCCUGUGUUUUUUUGGUUGUUCCGUCACAUUCUUGACUGUAAUUAAAAUCUAAUGCUUUGUGUUAGCUGCACAAAUUAGGUUCAACAUACUUUGGACCUGCCAGGUGUUCAGACUUGAGCUGCAUUUAAAAACAGAAGGGGGCAGCAUUGGUGAGGAUUUGUUGCUUCAGGUACCAUCACAAAGAUGAAAUACAAUCCAGGAAGAGCACUUAUUCUCGAUUCAAAUAUUUUUAGACUGCUCUAACAGACAAUAUAUGAAUUCAACCUGUGGUACCAGAUAAAGGGUACAUGCACAUCUAACAGAGAAGGACAACUCAUAGAUCAGUUUACCUCUGAAAAUGUGGAAUGAUGUGGUAAAAAUGAUCAAUUUCAUUAUGACUAAUGGGGAACGUCAACAUUUUUAAACCCUGAAAGAUAAGAACUGGAAUAAAAUCAUUUUUAUAUUCACAAAUCAAACAUGAUUUCUAUCAGGUAAAAUGGAUAUACAGAAUAAACACAAAAGAAAGGCAUAAUGAAUGUAUUUUGUACAGCAUAUGGAUGACAAAGCCAAACAGAAUUUCUAGACUCUACAAACAAUCCCUACUACUAUGUGAAUGGAAAAUGGGAACAAGAAUGUACUUGAAUGUUGUCAGAGGAUUCAUGGGAGACUGUAUGCACAAUCCAGUAGCAAAUAAGCACCUCUGUUAAGUGCGGAGAAUUCUGCUGGAAGAAUGUAAUAUGUUUUUUGUUUUUUUAAAACACCAACUCAGAAAAAUGUGUUUCAGAAGACUCAACUUACUAGAGACAAUGUGGUUUUGUGAAUUUUCUUUUUUCUUUUUUUAUGGGGUGGGGGGUGGGGGUCAUUCCUUUUAUCAGGACAUACAUAAAGUCAGAUGGUGCGUAAAUUACAUUAAGAAUCCAUUUAGGAUUGAUGACAAGUAUUUGUUUAAAAUUUAUGCAAAGGAGAAACUGACCUUUAAAGCUGCAAGUAAGCAGAUUUCAAUCAUACAGGGUUAAACGGAUUAACCUGGCUAUUUUAUAUAUUUUUGAAGGGUGUAAACAAGAGACUAAAUACUUUACUUACCAUUGUCUUCAAAAGGCAAUCAAUGAACAUGAUGUUUUUUGUGCUGCAAGCAAGUUAUCUUUAUACCAGCCUGUUCCCUUCGUGUCUUUACAUGUUUUUUUUAAUACAAUUUGUUUGUAUGUUUUAUUUCUCUCCAUAUUCUUUACUUUCUUCACAGUUUGUGAUUACAUAUUUGCAAAAAUAUAUGAAAGAGUAAAGUGUUAAAAUGGCAUUUGAAAUACUUUUCUAUAAAUAGUGCAGAAAAGCUGCACAGAGAUUUAUGCCCCAGUAACAGUAAAUCUUUCAUUUUGUGAUGUAAACAGUACAUUUGCACAAUUCUCAUUACUUUGGCUUGCAUGUAUUUGACUGCACUGUCCUUUAUGGGAUUAAGUUGCAUUGCAGGAGAACUUGAUGCAGCCAAAUUUUUUGCUGACUCAAAAUGAAUUCUUUAUAUUACUGUGGUAAUUCAGGGAGGUUUCAGUCAAAGCUAAUGCUCAAGUUGUUGUUGGUAAAUGUUUUUUAGUGUCUGGUAUUUAUCAAAAAUCUUCAGGGUAGGAAUCCCCCUCCAAGGGUGAUCUGCCUGCUUCUCAGAUGUGGAGGAAUGUGAUGCCUGUGUCCAGAGGCAGACAAUCUUGAAUCUCAUUUUCUGAAGCAUUUAUCUGUAGAAUAAAGACUGUUUUACAGAGAAAUAGUCAGAAACCUGUUAAUAUUUUUUAAACACAGACUUAGAUUUUCAUAAAGCAUUGAGAAAUCUUUCCUGACAAUUGUUUUUAUACAGGAAAUUGUUGGAAAUUGUUAAACUGCACCUUUGUUAUGUAAGUGCCUUAACUCCUCAACUUGUGACUUUGUUUUGAAAUAAAUUCUGUCCUAAUUUGUUGAAAAUGUCUGCAGUCCAAUGUCUGAGACAGUUAAUCAACAAGUGACUAGUUAAAUACUGCAAGACCUAUUUUAUAGUAUACUUCAUAAAGAUACACAGCGACCUUGAUAUAAAGGUGUAUAUGUGGAGAUGCCUUAUAAAUGCCUCAGAUGCAGGAAAGGAUUCACACUCAGCACCAGGUUGAAAAAGCACAUCAGAACCCACAUAGGUGAAAAGCCAUAUAUUUUAAGCAUAAUAACUAGUUAAGAAACUGACUAUAAAACACACAAGAGACCAGCUGAGAGGUUCUGUGGAGAAGGGUCCAUAAACAGCACAAAAUGGAAGUCAUAAGUGUUUAUUCAGAUGUCUCACUGAGUGGCUGAGUUCCAAACAGAUGCCUAAGUUACUGAUAGAGGAAAACUUUUUCAGCAGCAUUGACUCACAAAUGGUCCCAUUCUGCCAUCAUGUGGCUCUUUAAAUACUUUCACCAUUUAAUGGUUAUAUUUUGAGCAGGUUAUAUUUGUGUAAAAUGUUAAUCAUGUCUACUCUGCAAUGUUUCUGCUGCUGUAUUUUCAUUUGUAUUUAUUCUGAAUUAAAUUCUUGUAGUGGUUGAA